AUGGUUUCCAAGAACAUCUUCGCCAUUCUGGCUGCUGCCAUCGCCGUGCAAGGCAGCCCCAUGGAAAAGCGCGCAGUCGUGAACCAUGACUCGAUCACACCAUUUCCCGAGACCGUCCCCAAUUCUGCCACUGGAAACGCGUAUAAGAAGUUCGAGCCAUAUCUACACAUUGCACAUGGCUGUCAAUCCUACCCGGCCGUUGCCGCCAACGGUGAUGUGAGUGGAGGUCUUCAAGACACCGGUAGCGCAACAGGCGGGUGUCGCGACCAAAGUAAAGGGCAGACCUACGUGCGCGGUGGCUGGCACAAUGGCCGGUAUGGUAUCAUGUACGCAUGGUACAUGCCAAAGGACAUGCCCAACAGUGGUGUAUCAGCGGGUGCGCACCGCCACGACUGGGAGAAUGUUGUUAUCUGGGUAAACAACCCGGCCAACGAUAACCCAACCUUGCUGGGAGGUGCAGCGUCGGGUCACGGCAGCUACAAGAAGACGGACAACCCACCGCGGGAGGGCGAUAGGCCUAAGGUGGAAUACUUCACCAACUUCCCAACCAACCACGAGCUGCAGUUCACUAAUACGCUGGGACGUGAUCUACCACUCAUUGCCUGGGAGUCUCUUCCCGAGGCUGCGAGACAGGGGCUUGAGAGUGCCGAGUUUGGGAAGGCGACCGUCCCGUUCAAGGACUCAACCUUCCAGGGAAAUCUCGAGAAGGCUGCUCUUUAG
Molecule: messenger RNA, 720 nt
Organism: Aspergillus pseudotamarii
Lineage: Eukaryota; Fungi; Ascomycota; Eurotiomycetes; Eurotiales; Aspergillaceae
Product: NPP1 family protein
Exons: 2
Coding region: 1-720 (239 amino acids)
Source: RefSeq, a predicted model, not a curated record